Molecule: messenger RNA, 4750 nt
Organism: Melospiza melodia melodia
Lineage: Eukaryota; Metazoa; Chordata; Aves; Passeriformes; Passerellidae
Gene: TXNDC16
Product: thioredoxin domain containing 16
Exons: 21
Coding region: 338-2842 (834 amino acids)
Source: RefSeq, a predicted model, not a curated record
UUGUUGGGUUGGCGGCGCCGCCCGCCCGCCAUCCUUCGUUCCUUCCCUCCUUCCCUGAGAGCCGGCGGCCAUCCCCGUGGAUGCCGGCACAGCUCAGCUGCGAACAGCUCCUGACUCCGGUGGAUACCGAGAGGCCUCGCCCGGCUCAGGGAUCGCUUCCCCGGCUGGCACAGACCACCCGCGCUGGUUUGAGCCCAUCCAGGCUUUUCCAGCCCUGCAGCCGGGACCGAGGGACGCCUCGGUGCUGUCCCAGUACCGCGGGGCAGGGAUGAGGACAUCGGCCUGAACGCUCUGGACACCAGCUGUGACUCUCCUGUGCCUGUAGCUGGGAACAGCCAUGCCAGCCCAAAAGGACAGAUGGGUUUCUUCCUUGGUUUUCCUUCUCUUCUCCAUCCCACUGUGUGGAAGUGCCAGCCUGCAGCAGGAGCCAAGCCCCCAGCACUAUUUCAGUGGCUUGGAAGCUGGAAAAGCAUCCUUGGCUUUUUUCAGCCCCAGUGUUUCUCCUGGUGCCCAGCCCUUCCUGGAGCACAUUGAGAGCUCAGCUGAGGCCCUCCAGGACUAUGGUGUCUCUGUGGUGAAGGUGAAUUGUCCCAAGGAGGAUGUCUCAAGAUAUUGUGGAAAAGAAAAUGCAUUAAGGAAAGCCUUCCUGUUCAGAGGGCACCGGCUGAUCCGAGAGUUCCCCACCGACGCCCUGUUCGACGGCAACUCCAUCGUCGCCAACGUUCUGUUUGCCCUGCUCUUUAAUGAAGUUAAAUAUGUUGAAACACUGGCAGACCUUGAGAACAUUGAAAAUGUAUUGAAGGGGAAGUCCAACAUGGUCUUUGCCUAUGUACCAGCUACUGGGACAGCAGAGCACAGAGCUGUGAUGGAGGCAGCUUUUGUCUAUGGGACCAUCCACCAGUUUGUCCUGACAACUGAGGCAGCCCUGCUGAAAGCCACCAGCCCUGAUGACCCCGAUGUCUCCUCUGCCUGGCUCCUGUUCUGCCACUGCCAGCAGGUGACAGAGCCAGCCCAGGCCUGCAGGAGGACAGCCCUGGCACAGCCCCUGACCCUGCUCAACAUCCACAGGCACCUCAAGCUCAUGGGGGCUCCACUGGUGACAGAGGUUGCUGAGGACCCAGAGAAGAUCUCCACUGUUCACUUGCAGCUCGGGCUGCCCCUGGUGUUCAUCCUGAGCCAGAAGGAGACCUAUGAGGCUGACAGGAGGACAGCAGAGUUUGUGGCCUGGCAGCUCCUGGGGAAAGCAGGAGUUGCCCUUUUGUCCAGGGACCUCGUGGAGCUGAACGUUCUGCAGCGCUCAAAUGUGGCCCUCAAGACACCAGAUGAGGGAAUGCCAAUCCAAUACCUGGUCUUGGAAGACACUGAUGAAGUUAUAACCCUGGUGGAAGAUAAGAACAAGGUGAAACCAAUCCAGGAGGAUGAGCAGGAGGAGGAGGAGGAGGAAGAUGAGGAUCAGCAAGAGAAUAACAAUCAAGAUAUUCAGGAUGACCAGGUGGUGGAAGCAGUUUCCAGGGACAAGAAGAGAGAGCUGCCUCUGGAGCAGAUCCUUGUCCUGACAGAGGAGAACUUCCACUCUUCCCUCCCAGAGGCUGCCAGGACAGUGGUGCUGUUCUAUGCCAGCUGGGAAGCUGUGUCCCUGGCCGUGCUGCGCUCUUACUCCGAGGUGGCCGCUCACCUGCAGGGAACCCCAGGGCUUUUGCUGUCCCGGGUGAACUGCUGGGACUGGCCUGGCCUCUGCUCCCAGGAGAAUGUCACCCAGUUCCCCACCCUGAGGAUUUACCAGCAGGGACAGCAGCCAGUGACAUAUGGUGGCAUGUGGGGAGCUGAAGAGCUGAGCAGCUUCAUCCUGCUGAGCCAAGUUCCCUGCCCACUGAAGCUGGCCACCAUGGCUGAAGCAGAAGGAUAUUUGAGAGGGGAAUUUCCAGCUGAGCUGCCAUCCCACCACCACCCCUCACUCCUGGGAGUGUUUAGCUCAGCCACCAGCAAAGCCAGGGAAGCUUUUGAAGAGGCAGGAAACAUCCUAAGUGGCCACGUAAGGAUGGGGAUGUAUUUUGAAGAUGAUGCCUUGGCUUUAUCCCAGAAAUACUCCGUGUCCCCCCCUGCCCUGCUCCUGGCCCGGAGCGGCGGCCGCAGCGUGGAAGGCAUUGCUCUGUCCAAACACAACGUGCAGGACAUGCUGCAGAUGAUCAGAUAUGAACUGCUGGGCAUUUUUCCAGAAAUCACCGUGCCAAAUCUGCCCCAGUACCUGCAGCUGGGAAAACCCUUCCUCAUCCUGUUCAGUGCUGGUGACAUCAGUCAGGUGGAAAGUGAGGAAAUGCUGAAGCUGGCAAAAGGAAGACCCCAGCAGACAUUUGUGGUUUGCUGGUUGAACCUGAAGAAGACUCCAGUGGGAUAUGGGAUCCUGAGGACACACUUCUCCACCACUCCUCCCUUGCCCCUUCUCCUCUGGGUGAACCUCCAUGCUGGGGGUCAGGUGUUCAAGUUCCCCUCAGAGCAGCCCAUCACUGAGGUGAACAUCUUGCUGUGGCUGGAGAAGCUCCAAGCAGGACUGGAGAUUCCCAGCAGUACCUUGUCUGAGGAGGACUGGACGCCACCACUCCCUGCCUACGACUUCCUCCAGAUGAUGGAGCCUGAGCUGUCCCCGCAGCCCGGGCACUCCCCGGCACAGCAGCCGCCCAGAAGCCCCGGAGGGGCCCCGGCAGGAGGGGACAGCGGCACCCGGGAGGAGCCAUCGCAGGAGGGCACGGCGGAGGAGGGUGGUGUCCCCGGGAGGGGCCUGCGGGGGACGGCCCCGAGGAUGGCAGCGAGGGACAAGCACGGCAGGAGGCACGGCGAGCUCUGAGAGCCGGGCAGGGGCUGCCCUGCACAGCCUGGCGCUGUCCCUGCCUUUUCUCCGAGGAGAGGAGAGGUUUGGUUGUCAGGGAAUGGUGAAAGGAGAGGCCACUCCCUGCUGCUGAGUGCUGGGGGUGUCUGUACAUCCCACUUGUUGUGCCCUGGCUGCUCUUGGGAGCUCAUCAAGCAACAAGCUACACUGGAAAAAACAAUUCACAGAAUCACAGAAAUUCUAGGUUGGAAGAGACCUUUAAGAUCAUCGAGUCCAACCCAUGUUCUAACACCUCAACUAGAUCAUGGCACCAAGUGCCACAUCCAGUCUUUUUUUAAACUCUUCGAGGGAUGGUGACUCUACCACCUCCCUGGGUAGAUGAUUCCAGUAUCUGGCCACUCUUUCUGUAAAAUACUUCCUCCUUAAUUCUAGCCUGUAUCUCCCUAGGCGCAGCUUGAGACUGUGCUCUGUAGAUUCCUCAAGUCUCAGAGUCACUUCAGCUGCCCCUGAGCAGGAAGGGGUGAGUGAUUCCAAGAUAAAAAGCCCAUUUCUCUCCUCCCUGGCUGCAGGAGAAGCUCUACUGAUGUGUGACAGAAAAUCCUGCAAUUCCAUCUGCACUGGAAGUGUGUGGAGCCAGCAUUCCACCACUCCAGGGCUGCUCCAAGCAGCCCCAGUUGUGUUUACACCUGACUUGUGACCUGAAUUGGUGAACUUGUUCAUCCUCACAGCGGGAGAAGAGGAGGAUCUGCUCAAAGCAGAUUUAUUCCAGAAGCCAGAGCUCAGGUCACACAACAGUCCUGAAUAGCUGGGCCAAAACUCUGCCAGCAAAUCCCAGGGGUGGGCAGGUUGGGAGAUGGCUUUGCUCACUGCUGGCAUUUUCUUGGUCACAAGCCCAGGGGCUAUUUGCAGCCUCCAUUUGUCUUUGCUCUCAGUGACAGCAGCAAGGUUGGUGCCUCCUGAGCUGGGAAUGUGCAGGGAGCAAGCUCUGUGGAAAGCUCAAGAGGGGAGGGAGAUGAAGGGCAAGGCUGGACCCUUCCAAGGUGGGAUGGAGCUGCUUCACAUCCAAAACUUCAGUGGGGAGAUGCAAAAUCUGGGCAAGUGCAUUUCCAGCCUCUGCACAUCUCCUGGACAAGAAAUGGCAGGAGGUUGAAAGCAGAUGGUCCAGGAUUCCAUGAACAUCCCUUCAAUGAACUUGAUCUCCCUCCCAGAGAGAUGUGCUGGGACAGUCAGAUCCCCUUCCUACUCCUUAAGGCUCUGAAAUUACUGAGAAGAGGAAAAAAUGCUGGUAAGGGACUGCUGAGAGCAUUGCAAACUCAGUAUUUCUCAUCCUGCAAGCAGCACACGUGGCUGUGAGGCUUUUGAAAUACCCAGAAAUAGAUUAUUAGUCCUGGGCUGCACUGGAGGCCUUAAUUGAGAGUGACCAUUUUUGGACUGAGUGACAGGCUGGGAGCCAAAAUGUAUGUAUUUAAAGGAAUGAAGUGCAGCCUGCUGAUCAAAGGCAUGCUUCCCAAGGGAAGGGUGUGAGCAGAUGCUUCGUGUGUUCCCAUCAUUCCUGUGCUCCACGAGGUCCUCACGCUGCUGAAUUCCAUCAGCUGAACAUUGCUCAUUUCCCCUGCUGGCCCUGGUCACCAGCAUCGAAUCCCAGAAUGGGUUGGGUUGGAAAGGACCUUAAUUCCCAUCCCAUCCCAUCCCAGCCCUGCCAUGGCAGGGACACCUUCCACCAUCCCAGGCUGCUCCCAGCCCAUCCAGCCUGGCCUUGGGCACUGCCAGGGGCAGCCACAGCUGCUCUGGGCACCUGUGCCAGGGCCUGCCCACCCUCCCAGCCAGGAAUUCCUUCCCAAUAUCCCAUCCAUCCCUGCCCACUGGCGGUUUGAAGUGCAAUAAUUGGGUUUUUCAUUGCAUCUUUAAUAAACUCCAUCUCCAGUA